Molecule: messenger RNA, 2090 nt
Organism: Ostrinia furnacalis (Asian corn borer)
Lineage: Eukaryota; Metazoa; Arthropoda; Insecta; Lepidoptera; Crambidae
Exons: 7
Coding region: 397-1296 (299 amino acids)
Source: RefSeq, a predicted model, not a curated record
UUUGACAUUUGACGACGACGCGAACGUGUGGCGUGCAAUAAUUUUUCAGUUUUUGUGUUUGGUUUUAAAAAUGAUUAAAAUUUAUUCAUCUAACAUCGCUGCGAAAACUAUGGGCUCAUCAACUCUUUCUCUCAAGUCCAGUGAAUCCCAGAGGGUGUCUUGAGUGCUUUAAGGCCUCUCUCCUUAGGUUAACUAUUAUAUUAAUUUCUUCUUUGUUUUUUUUUUCAAAUGAUAUCAAUGUCAAUGUUGUAUAACCAACUGAGACAAUCUUAUCUUUUCUGCUCAAGAUAAUUAAAAUCAUUCAAUUCCCCGCUCCGUGUUGAAGCAGUUCUUUAGGUGCUUUGAUUAGGAUUGUUUGUGUUAAAGUUUAAGUUUUAAUAAAACAUCAUUGACAAGAUGGCAUCUGACCCUGAGAUUAAGGAUGGAUUCAAUCUGCCAGUAUGGAUGAAAAAUAAGCCAGCAAAAGACUUCGAGGCGUUUGCUGGAUCACCACCAGCUCCUGAAGACUCGUUCUUCUACAUUCGUUACCCCAAAACAGACGUGCUGUUAGGGAAGUCUAAGCUUGAGCAAGACCUGCCGAAGCUGCUGACUGAGAUCCCCAAGGAGGUCACAGCCGCCACAGCUAUCGCCAGCAGUGCCAAGGACAAGGAUUGGUCCAAGCAUACUAAGCCGUGCCAAGACGUCCUGCAUAGCAUUGCGCCCAUCAACACAAGUGUGAACUCGGUGUCUUCCAAGCCUAAGCCAGCCGGCGUGGACGACGGGUUCAAAGGAGAGGGCGCGGCGUGCGGCAACUCCGUCGUCAAGGUCGCUCAUCAGAUGGUGUCUGGUCGGUCGGGGCGCGGGUUCACGGUCGCUUCGCCAGAAGACGACCCGGCGGAGCACUACAACUUUAACGUGCGUCGCGGCAGCAAGAGCUUGCCAGUCACUCCCGCGCACUCGCCCAACGCCAGCCCUACUAGUCGCCGCAAGAUGACCGGCAACCGCUACUUCACGUCUCCGUUCGAGCCGGUAGAAGACGCUUCAAGCCGCUCAUGGCUGACCAUGGCGCUGCUCGGCUUCAAGAAAGACCUCACCACCUCCACUUCCACUCUGGCUGAGGAGGACGCCGUGGAAACCAGGCUACAAGUCGGCACGCUGGCGGAGUCAGUCGAGAGUCUUGGGCCGGCGCCAAGGGACAAGGCGCGGCAGGCCGACCAGGCCCCCCGCCCGCCCGCGCCCUCGCGGCCCGCCCAGGCCUUCCGCCCCAAGCCCUCCGAACUAAGGGAGAUGAACUUCUGGUCGCCGACCUCCAUGUGAGCCCAGCUCACCCGCGCUCAAUAGAUUGUUAGCGCACCACUAGUACUUCUCUAAUGUCCCCAACUGACCGCCGAGCGCGGUCGGCCGGCACUAACUAGAGCUAGACACUGGAGUGUCGUGUCGUGUUCCAACGAUAUCGCAUCCGUACGAUUCAGAAGCCGCACCUCGACGAUGCGUUCUGGUAACGUGGUGAAAUUAGGAUUAAAUAGGAUUAAAUUGACAGAUUUGUUUAGAAGUAACACCUCUGAGAUUAUGACGCGACACGACACGCGAGAUUGAUGUGUCCCCCGAUUUGUUGUUGAUCUGGAGGCGAGUGCCUCGACUCGAUGGUUGUCACCCGACUAAAGACCCCGUCUGAUUCGCCUACAUAACGGAUGAUUAAAAUCUGUCUGGUGUGAUCUUACGGAGACGAUGUGAUCUUUCUUUUAUAUUCCAUUAAUUAUAAGGUUUAAUGUUGUCUUGUCGAUUUGUUAAGAUAUUUAAUUUCACAUUGAUUUGUCAUUUGAUACAUUUUAUGUUCAUAAUACAAUAGAUGCAAAUAGUUUUUGUAGUGUAAGUAUUCAAAACAUUUAAUUAUGACCUGUGUACCUAAAACUGUCUAACACAAUAAUAUUUAAAUAUUUACCUAAGUAUUUGUGACGUCAAUGGAAAAAUCAGUAUGAAAGUUAUUUUUGUAUUACAUUGUGCAAGGAUGAAUUGAUAUGAUAAGAUUGUAUGACUGGAAACUUGAUUAAGUUUUGAGUAUUGUAGGUAAAAUUAAAACGAUGUAUAAUUUCAUUCAUGAGCUAAAGUGA